This is a messenger RNA of Cladophialophora bantiana CBS 173.52, 894 nucleotides long. RefSeq lists its product as uncharacterized. The coding region runs from base 1 to 894 and encodes 297 amino acids. The record is from RefSeq and is a predicted model, not a curated record. NCBI's taxonomy places the organism in Eukaryota, Fungi, Ascomycota, Eurotiomycetes, Chaetothyriales, Herpotrichiellaceae. The transcript has 5 exons. Gene Ontology annotation, molecular function: acetylpyruvate hydrolase activity.
AUGGGGUUUAGAAAGGGGCACAGGAUGCUCAGAAAGCUGGCUGCUGACCUGCCGUGGAAACGGCUAGUUCGUUUCGUCCCACGGGCAGAUCCAUCAAAGGUCCUUAUUGGACAGCCUCAAGAUGACAACGUCGAUGUCGGCAUUGCUCUGCGGAGAGGUCACGACGUUCCCGUCAGUGUCUUCUCUGGCUCCUCCGUCCUGUCGCCGGGGAGGGAUACCGGGACCACUGCCGUCGUCGAUCGAGUCUUGUCUCCUCUGGCCAUGUCUGAGGUUGGGACUAUUCGAUGUAUUGGGUUGAAUUACAAGCAGCACGCGGCGGAAGUAAACAUGGCGCUGCCCACCGUGCCUACAGUCUUCAUGAAACCAAACACAUCGCUGGGAGACCCGUGGCCAGCGCCGACGAUACUACCCAGACUGACCCAACAAGACGACUGCGGCGACUACGAGGCCGAGCUAGCUGUCGUGAUCGGCAGGACCGCCAAGAACGUCUCCCAGGCCGAUGCCAUGGACCACGUCCUGGGCUACACAGCCUGCAACGACAGCCAGUGGUGUUUCUCCAAGGGCUUUGACGGCGCCUGUCCCAUCGGCCCGGCUCUCGUGUCUCCCUCACUCAUCCCAGACCCGUCGAAGCUGCACCUCCGCGGCCUGAAGAACGGAAACCAGGUCCUCCAGGACUGCGAGACCGACGACCUGAUCUUCUCCAUCCCUGCCCUAAUCAGCUUCUUGUCGCAGGGCACGACGUUGCCUCCUGGCACGGUGAUCAUCACGGGCACGCCGGCCGGAGUUGGCGUCGUCAGAAAGCCCAAGGUCACCAUCAGGCACGGCGACGAGUUUCACGUCGAGAUUCUGCCGUAUAUAGGCACGUUGGUGAACGUCUUUGAGAAUGGAGAGUGA